This is a messenger RNA of Sebastes umbrosus (honeycomb rockfish), 5623 nucleotides long. It is a transcript of the gene nfascb, whose product is annotated as neurofascin homolog (chicken) b. Gene Ontology annotation, biological process: brain development; axon guidance; cell-cell adhesion. Gene Ontology annotation, cellular component: axon; plasma membrane. The transcript has 27 exons. NCBI's taxonomy places the organism in Eukaryota, Metazoa, Chordata, Actinopteri, Perciformes, Sebastidae. The record is from RefSeq and is a predicted model, not a curated record. The coding region runs from base 482 to 4024 and encodes 1180 amino acids. Gene Ontology annotation, molecular function: cell-cell adhesion mediator activity.
CCAUCUAACACACUGCAAAUCAGCAGCACACAUGAAAACGUACAAAAAUGAUUUGACUUUUAAGCAAGCUGCAGUUGAUUGUUGCUAGAUACGAGCUGGAUGACACCUAAAUCUAAUCUACCAACGAGUGCAUGGCAUGACAAUUGUGUUUAACUUUACUCUCCCAUCACUGUGGAGAUGACGUUGUAUUUAUGUGAGGAUUUCACAAUGGAUUUAUUAUAAUAGGCUCUUAGGCCCUGUUUGACAGGCGUGGGACCCAGGCUCAGGAUGGGCCACAUGAGCCUCUGUUAUCUUGCCUGUCACCUGCUUUAAGCUGAUGGAGUGACAAAUAGCACAAAAACCAGAGGCUGUGACAGGAAAUGAGAGGAAAGUAGGAGUCCGCUUUCACUGCAACGAGGGGAAAAAGGGACCAAGGAGCAGAGAAAACACUCAAAGGAGAACUGGUGAAGAUAAGAGUUGCUUGGUUCCAUGCACUGUAACGAUGGGGACACUGGUCAAACCAGCGCUGCUGCUGCUGCUUUUAUGGCAGAGUGUUUGGGCUUUGGACAUCCCUCUGGAAAUCAGGCAGCCUCCAACCAUCAUAAAGCAGUCAAUGAAGGAGCAUAUUGUUGACCCCAAAGACACCAUGGUCAUAGAAUGUGAAGCCAAAGGAAACCCUCAUCCCAUUUUCUCAUGGAGGCGUAAUGGGAAGUAUCUCAACGUGGCACGUGACGCUCAAGCAUCGAUGCGAAGGCGCUCAGGGACGCUGGACAUCUACGCCUGGAACAAUCCAGAACAGUAUGAGGCAGAGUAUCAGUGCAUUGCCUCCAAUGAGUAUGGAUCUGCAUACUCCAACAAGAUCAGACUACAACUAUACAGAGCUCCUGUGUGGCCGAGGGAGGUUCAGGAGCCUGUGGUGGUCAGUGCUGGCUUGCCUCUGGUCCUGUCCUGUGACCCGCCACCAGGCCCGCCGAAACCUGAAACCUAUUGGAUGUCCAGCUGCUCAUAUGCGAGACCUUUCAACUGGCCCAUUCAGACAGCUUUCCCCACCAUGCAGCCUGUGCGGCCGGACCGCAGGGUAUCCAUGGGAGUAAACGGAGACCUGUACUUCUCUAACGUCCUGUACAACGACUCUGCUGCUGAUUUCUGCUGUAAUGCCCGCUUCCCCUACAAGAAUGUCAUCCAGCAGAAGAUGCCCCAGGUUGUUAAAGUGCUUACAACUCGCACAGUGUCCGAGGCUGCCCCCACCUGGCUGUCUCCCACGGGCUCGACCAGCUCAAUACUGGUUCUGCAAGGGGAAGAACUGCUCCUGGAGUGUAUCGCUGCAGGAGUGCCAACUCCUCAUAUUACGUGGACCAAGAAUGGUGAUGACCUGGGGGUGACGCCGCGCAUGAAAGUAAAGAACUUCAACAAGAUGAUUAAAAUCCCAAAGGCGUCUUUUGAUGAUGUCGGUGAAUACACUUGCUCUGCUACCAAUAAGAUUGGAUACAUUGAGCACACAAUAACCGUCAGGGUCAAAGCGGCUCCUUUCUGGCUGGAGAAACCCACUGAUCUGGUCUUGGCCCCGGAGGAAAAUGGACGGCUAGUGUGUCGUUCUGAUGGCGCUCCUCGUCCCACAAUCAGCUGGUUCAUCAAUGGGGAACCAAUUGAAACUGCUACACCGCAGCCUAACAGACAGGUAUCAGGAGACACGCUGACUUUACGCAGUGUGACCGCUGCAAACUCUGCAGUCUACCAGUGCAAUGCUUCCAAUCAGUAUGGAUACUUAAUGGCCAAUGCUUUUGUCAACGUGCUGCAUGCAACGCCACGUAUUCACGGGCCCAGGAAUGAACUCAUGAAGGUGGUAGAGGGCAGUCGUACCCUCGUAGACUGCCGCUACUUUGGUUCUCCAGUCCCUGAAUUGCGAUGGUCCAAAUAUGGACAGGGGAAUCUUGAAGGAAAUCGGUUUAAGACCCACAGUAACGGGACUCUGGAGAUCAAACGCAUACAGAUAGAGGACCAGGGAACUUACUUAUGUAUAGUCAGCAACAUCGCCGGAAGAGAUGAGAGUCAAGUCCGAAUAGAGGUCAAAGAGCCUACUUUAAUCGUCACAAGGCCAAAGAGUAUGAAAGUCAUCCGUGGGAGCGAUGUGCGCUUUGAGUGUGGAGUAAAAGCAGAUGUCACUACUCCUGUCACAACCACCUGGAUGAAAGAAAAAAAGCAUGUCAGUCUCGGCUGGAGAAUCGCUCUGGAUGAAUCAAAUCUGGUCAUCACUAAUGUAAACAGAGGCGAUGAGGGCAAUUAUACCUGUGUCAUCAAGAGCGAACUGGACCAAAAGUCUGCCUCAGCACGCCUAAUGGUGAUGGACCGUCCAGAUCCUCCCACUAAGUUGGAGUUGUCAGAUCCAUAUGAACGUAGUGUAAGACUCAGUUGGGUCCCUGGAGAAAGCAACCACAACCCUAUAACAGAGUACUUGGUGCAGUAUGAUGAUGAUGACUGGUUGCCUGGGAAAUGGAGAAACCUCUCGACGUACCCAGGGAACCUCAACUCUGUCAUUCUGCAUCUUUCACCUUUCACCUACUACGAGUUUCGGGUCAUCGGUAUCAAUGAAAUCGGAAUGAGUCGCCCUAGUCGUCCAUCUACGCGCUUCCAGAGCAGCGGCGCACCCCCAGAUGUCAUCCCAAAGAACGUAAAAGGUGUGGGUACAUGGAGGAAUAACAUGGAGAUCAGCUGGGAGCCCCUGACCUGGAGAGAGUGGAACGGGCCCCACCUGAAGUACCUGGUGUGGUGGAGAAGGAGAGAUUCCCGAGAGGAGUGGAAGAACGCAACCACUAAGUGGCUGAGAUACUACAUCUACGAUGCUGAUACCUUCACUCCUUAUGAUAUUAAAGUCCAGGCUGUUAACGACUUUGGGCUGGGUCCAGAGUCUCCUGUUAUCGUUGGUUACUCUGGGGAAGACCGUCCCUUAACUGCACCCCUGAACCUGAGAUUGUCCGACAUCGAGAGCACUCAGGUGACUUUGUACUGGGACUCUGUGACGCGCGGCUCUAUGAUGGGAGAACUGAAAGAAUACAAGGCCUACUACUGGAGGGACAGCAGCCAGCUGAGGUGGCUGAGGGUCAAUAGAGCGAUGAAGUCUAAAGCAUUUCCAGACAAUGAUCCAGAGCCCUCUGGGGUCCUCACUGGGCUCAUCCCCUAUAGCAACUACAAGUUGUAUAUAGUGGUGGCAAACAAUCGAUAUGAAGGGCCGCCCAGUAAUCAUAUACACUUCUCAACGCCUGAGGGAGUACCAUCUGUUCCCAGAUCCUUCAGGAUCCAACAGCGACAUCUGGACAGUAUUUAUGUCGACUGGGACCUGCCAGCAGAACCCAAUGGCGUCAUUACUGGAUAUUCCCUCAAGUACCAGACAGUGAAUGCCACCAGGGGAGAGGAGCUGCGAGUUGAGGAGUUCACUCCAAAUGUAACAAGUUUCUCAGUCCGGCGAUACGACCGCUACACUCGAUACAGAUUCUCCGUGGCGGCACGAACUCGGAUCGGGAUAGGGGAAUGGCAUACAGAGGAGUCACCCCACUACACCACUGAAACGUAUGCUCAGGACCAGGUGGACAUCACCACUCAGGGCUGGUUCAUUGGGAUUAUGUGUGCUGUGGCUCUCAUCGUGCUCAUCCUUCUCAUAGUCUGCUUCAUCAAGAGGAGCCGAGGGGGGAAAUACCCAGUUCGGGAAAAAAAAGACAUUUCAUUGGAGCCAGUGGAUGACAAAGAUCAGGAAGGAUCGUUUGACUACAGGUCUCUUGAAAGGAUAGCACGUGUCUCCACUCUGCCUUACCCACGGCGAGAGGAGGAAAGAGGACUUCAAAGAGGCCAGCCGUCUAUGGAGGCAAUGAUGAAGCGGUCAGACAGUGAUGACAGUCUGGUGGACUACGGCGAAGGAGGCGAGAUACCGUUCAACGAGGACGGCUCGUUCAUCGGCCAGUACACAGGAACCAGGAGAGAUGUCAGGGAGUUGGAAUUUGGUGGAAGUCUGGAGCUCCACUCUCCAAUGAAUACCAUCUACUCCCUGGCGUAAAACUCAAAAUUCAAACUGCUUUCCUUGUCACGUGACUUUACCAUGCUUGUACCCUCCACCUUAAAUUAAGAACUUAUGGUGCUUGUGGUUUGUCUGCAGGAGGGAACAGCUGGAUGUAACCCUCUAUGUCCAUGCAGACAAAGCCACUUUCACGCAUUUAAAGAAGAAAAUGGUGGAAUAAUUGGGACAAUACUAGAGAUCAGAUGCUUAUUCAUCUGAUGAAAAGCAAGCUUUGCCUUUUGUGUUUCGUAUAGGGAAUGGGAAUGUGACGUCACCGACAGCAAGUUGGCCAUUUUUGGAGGCUGUUUAAGGCAAGUGUCAAAAGAUGACACAAAACACUGCACAGUGAAUGAGAUUUAAAAGCCGACUUGUACAUUAUAGAUAGUCAGACACUAAGGUAGGCUAAUGUUAUGGGUUUUAUUUUGCAAGAUACUGGAAGAUUAAAUAUGCAGUAUUAGCCAACGUUUUGUUAGUAUUCAGUUAGCAUAACAUUAUAGCUUAUUUUUGUCCGUAUGAUUGUGUAGAUAGCAUUUGGCUUGUAGAUCUUAAUGUCAUUUACCUACCCGUUUGUAAAUUGGACAUGGGCCUCCAAAGAUUUACAUAUUUUGAACUGACAGGUUUUCACUAACGCCAAAACACAUCAGUGACCGUAAUGUGUGGCAAGCUGUCAAGGUCCUCCUAGUUCGUAAGGAUCGAUAUCAUUAACUAACUUAAAUUUUGUAAUAUAUCGCUCCUUUGCCUCUGCCAGCUUCUCUUUAUACAUCAUGUGUAUUUGUCUUUUGCCCAUACUUUAUACAUUUCUGAUGAUGAACGAUUGACAGAUGACAGAUUAAUGGUCUGGUGACAAAUGACUAUAGCUCCAUACGCUACACUCCAAAAAUGGCAGCACACCCCAGAAUGCUCUGCGAUUCCCAUUUCCUAUUGCAUUUCCUGUAAAUAAAAAUGCUGCGUGUUCGUGCAUGUGCAUACGCGUGAGUACAUGUUCAGUUAUCCUGUCAAUGGAGAGACGCAGGCUGCACAUCAGAGGAGACAGAAGUGGAUCAGUUUAUCAUGUUGAUAAAAGCAGUUGCACAGACUAACUUAACUACUGUUAUUGCAUCUUUUUCUUUCAGUUAAUUUCAAUAAUGACAUUUGUGUUAUUUUUGUGUGUUGGCCGCAUACCAUACUUUCACGAUCAAGGGAGCCACAAUGUACUCCCUGAACUUAUUAUUGCGUAUAUUUUGUUUUAUACACUGGUGUUUAUGGUGCAAUGUGAGAAUAUAAAAGUGUUGUUGGUGAUAGGUGAAGGAUAAUAAAAUAUCUCCAGGGACUAAUGAUUCAUCUGCACGAUCAGUUUGCGAAAUGUGCUCUGCUAAGAGGCAAGAGGUCAAACCAUUUGGGGAAUCAGCAAGCAGCCAUAAACCAGCUGUAAAAUCAGAAGUUGCUCAUGUUUUUCUAUACACUUGCCUUAACUGUCCCCAUUUCUCUCACCAUGGAGAUGGACAGAAAUCAUUAAUCCAGACGUAACAGCUUUAGUUUAUUUGACCCCUAACAUCAUCUGUGUAUUAACCCAGUUAUGUCCUAAAUGUAAAUAAAGUGGAAAUAUUUAUUUCUAGCAUG